AUGGCGAGAGAAGAAUACAGUGUAGUCGUUGAAAUGGACGACGAAACCCACGUUACGAGAGAAGAACUCGAAUUUCAAAGGAAAAUUACACAAGAUAAACAGCAAUCCACUAAUAAUUCUGGAUUUAAUGAUACAUCAUUUUUCGAUACAAGUACAUCCCAAACUGCACCGCAAGGUGGGCAUCCAUUUUGGUCACUUGAAUAUUACGCUCAAUAUUUUGACGUGGACACGGAACAAGUCCUUACACGAGCGACAAAAAGUCUUUUCCCUAAAGAUAAUUUUGUUGAUGUAGUUGGACCAAAUCCGGACUUAUAUGGUCCUUUUUGGAUAUCUACAACUUUAAUCUUCCUUCUCUUUGUAACGUCUUCCAUCGCGGGAUCAAUCGAGGCUAUUACACAGACUGAUCGAGGUAAAGCCAAUUAUGACUUCGGAAUUCUCUAUUUCGGAACCGUUGCGAUUUAUAGUUAUACUUUUGGGGUAUCUCUAUUCGUUUGGGGUGCAUUAAAAUAUCUUGGGUGUCGUCCUUCGCUGUUGGAUACCGUAGGGUUAUAUGGCUACGGAUUGACAAUCUGGCUCCCAAUUUCA
Racocetra persica is the source of this 585-nucleotide messenger RNA. The record is from the annotation of a GenBank genome assembly. NCBI's taxonomy places the organism in Eukaryota, Fungi, Glomeromycota, Glomeromycetes, Diversisporales, Gigasporaceae.